GUACGUGGCAACUGCGGGCUGCAAAUAUGAAGAGAAAGGGUGCUUGGGUGAUUCGCAAAGCUGAGACGAUCCACACAUGCUCCUCUUCUAUACUUUCCCAAGAUCACAGGCAACUAAAAGCAAAAAAGGUUGGGAGAACUAUUAAGCACCUUAUAGAAGCACAACCAGAUAUCAAGGUGAAAGCUAUCAUGGCAGAGGUGAAGGAUCGACAUUCUUACACGAUAAGGUAUAAAAAAGCAUGGCAUGGUAAGCAGAAAGCCAUGGCUGAGGUGUAUGGUGAUUGGGAGGAUUCGUAUGCUUUACUCCCUAGACUUAUGGGAGCAAUGGAGGAGUCCAAUCCUGGGACUGUUUUCGUCCCAGUAUACAACAAUGUAUACACUGAGGAUCAAGUUCGAGUACAGGAUAAGUUGAUGUUCCAUCGUCUUUUUUGGGCUUUUAAACCAUGCAUUGACGGAUUUGGGUUCUGCAUACCGGUUAUUCAGGUUGACGGAACUUUCCUUACUGGGAAGUACAAAGGAUGUCUUCUAAUUGCCACUGGCGUAGAUGGAAACAGGCGGAUUUUCCCGCUUGCAUUUGCAUUAGUGGAGGGGGAGAACAGCUUAAGUUGGGCUUGGUUCUUUGACCAACUGCACGAGCACGUGACACAGCGGGAAGAUAUUACGAUUAUAUCCGAUCGACAUGCGGGGAUAAGGAAUGCUGUUGGUGGU
This is a messenger RNA of Linum tenue, 707 nucleotides long. The record is from the annotation of a GenBank genome assembly. Lineage: Eukaryota; Viridiplantae; Streptophyta; Magnoliopsida; Malpighiales; Linaceae.